AUGGCGAACGACUGGGCCAGCGGCGGGUGGAUCAAGCGGCUCCUCGCGGAGGACUUCUCCGCCAGCUGCAAGGAGGACCGCUUCUGCGUUCCCUGCGCCGCCGCCUUCUGCCACCACUGCUGCGGCGCGCACCACCGCGGCCAGGGCCACGAGGUCGUCGUCCGCGCCGAAGCCGAACCCGGCAGCAGCAGCAGGGGCAGGGACUCGUUCUGCGUGAGCUGCCGCGCGGGCUUCUCCGCCGCGCUGUGCGCGCACCACAGCGGCCACGACACCUUCCGCAUCGACGUCUGCGACGGCCGCUACUGCGCUCGCUGCACGGGCUCCGAGCCCUGGUUCCACGUGUUCGACGGUAUCGAUAGUCAGACGAUAGAUGACGUCGGGUGCCAGCCACCAACUUGA
Messenger RNA from Miscanthus lutarioriparius, 399 nucleotides. The record is from the annotation of a GenBank genome assembly. Lineage: Eukaryota; Viridiplantae; Streptophyta; Magnoliopsida; Poales; Poaceae.